This is a messenger RNA of Prorocentrum cordatum, 1074 nucleotides long. The record is from the annotation of a GenBank genome assembly. NCBI's taxonomy places the organism in Eukaryota, Dinophyceae, Prorocentrales, Prorocentraceae.
CGAGACCUCGGCAGCAUUGUCCAAUGCACAGUGGAUGUGAUUAUGGCAACGAUACUUGUUGCGCGCAACGCAAUCCAGUCGAUCAACUUCCAUGCCGGUCGCCACAAGGGCGAGGACAAUUCAAAUGUUACGACGCCCAUGAUACUGCUAGGCUAGCGAGCGAACGGCUCAUUGGCUCAUUAGGGCGUUCUGAGGGCGCACUUCAACCAGCGAGCGCUGCUGACCUCCCCCCCCCCACAAGGCCAGAGAGCGCGCAAGCGCUGGCGGCUGCGCCGCCGGCAGCGCCACGGGCCCCCCCCCCGCGCGUCGAGGCCCUCUCUCGCGUGAGGACCGUCGGGCGUGGCAUGGGCGCGCCGCCUGCUGCGCAACUAGAAGGAGGGACAGCGGAGAAGGACAAGGCGGGGGAGGCGGGCGACGCUGGGGAGCGGGGUUGGGGGGAGAGGGGGAAGACGGCGAAAGUGCCGCGGCCCCAACGCUCCAGAAUGACAGCUGCCCAGCCCUCAAACGAGGCUGGGAACGCAGCUGCCUGGAGCGUCCACUCCGCGGCUCGCAAGGCAUCAAAUUCUCUCUCCCAAGCUGGCCAUCAAGACCUGCAUUGCGACUUUUGUCGAACUGGACGUCCUUUGGGCCCCAGCUUCUUAGACACGGCGCCUGGGUGCAACAGCAGCACAACCGAGGGCAGCCUGUCUACCAACGCCCUGCGCACGGCUCGGACCGCCCCCCCUGCUGCCACAAUGCAGUCAUCUGUGACGAUCCAUGACAAGUCGCUAGAUGGUGAGCAGGAGAUGCAAAAAAGGGCCCUGCACAUGCAACGGCACGCGGCUCCUGCCCCGAGGGAGUGGGGCAAAAUGCUCGGGAGCGCACCGGGGAGGUGACAACCACAGUACCAGCAGGGAGCAGCCGGGCGCUGCCUUGCGCCAGCGCUCUGACCCACGCUCGACCAAGCAGAAACUCAAGACCUCUCACCAUGGCAAGGUAUUAGGUAAUACCAGCACGGACACGACGCAGGACAGCACCGCUUUUGGCGGGACAUUAACAUCGCCCAUGCAGUACAGACAGAGUAGCCCGAUUCAA